Molecule: messenger RNA, 452 nt
Organism: Linum tenue
Lineage: Eukaryota; Viridiplantae; Streptophyta; Magnoliopsida; Malpighiales; Linaceae
Source: the annotation of a GenBank genome assembly
UUUGUUUCGUUUUGGGUUUGUUCUCAAUCGAGGGAAGGGAGAACGAGGUCGCCGCGGUGCAGAGAUGGACGAAUCAAGGUAAUUUUGGGUUGCAUGUUUAUCUUUGGCGGUUUCUGAUUGUGUUUUUUUGUUUAUGUUUUGGUUCUCGCCGAGAGGAGAAGCGGACGUGGGGUUUCAAUCGAUAGCGGGAAGAUGGAAAGGGAGCAUCCACCGACAAUUCCUGCUGCGGCCGGAGGUGUUGACGACGGAAAAAGGAGGCAGACCCUUUUUUUAUGGUUUGGGAUUACGUACGAUACUUGGGCCUAUUUUCUAGAUUUUUAGGGCCCAAAAUGAUAACCUGAGAAAACCAAAUCCAAAGAGGACGGUUCUCAAAAUCUGAUUUCGCCCUAAAGUUUUAAAACGAAAGAAAAGUUUUCAAAACAUUGGCCUCGUUAGUUUCUUUUAUCUUUCUA